Fusarium tjaetaba is the source of this 594-nucleotide messenger RNA. RefSeq lists its product as uncharacterized. The coding region runs from base 1 to 594 and encodes 197 amino acids. The record is from RefSeq and is a predicted model, not a curated record. The transcript has a single exon. NCBI's taxonomy places the organism in Eukaryota, Fungi, Ascomycota, Sordariomycetes, Hypocreales, Nectriaceae.
AUGCGCUCGACACAACUUCUCUCGAUAUCUGUACCCAUACCGGGCACUCUUCCUCCCAGCGCCGUGGUAGCAGCUCUACAAGCCGUAGACCCAUUUGUCGCCCACCACCGGACAGUGACGAGCUUGGAAGAAGUCCAGGCUGAUCCGGCAGACACAGCUGACGACCCUUUCUUCGGAGCCUUCGAUGAAUCCUUUCGCGCUUUUCAGAUGCAAGAGCUCGUCAAUCUCGCUCCCGGUCUUGGCAAAACCAUUUCUUACAAGGCCAUCUUUCAGGUAAUACCUGAUGGCCUUCGCUCUCGUGCGAAAGCACCUGUGGGCGUCGUCGUUCGAGCCCAGUGGACGGUGCGCCAACAACAGCACGGCCGAUCGCCCUCGGGUCCUAUAUCACCGGCGGGAUCUGAUAGCACCGCCUCAGGUAGCACGGCGACUGCCGAAGGGGACGAGUUCGAGCUACACGAGCAGGUUCUCCUCGAAUGCAAUUCUCUCCUGAUGCCAUUCAUUACCGAGUCUUGUGUGGCUGUACAUCGUGAAAUUUGUGAGAAUUUCAUGGCGAAGACAUUCAAGGAUUACUUUGGAACCUCGCCGAUGUAUUGA